This is a messenger RNA of Emiliania huxleyi CCMP1516, 1197 nucleotides long. RefSeq lists its product as hypothetical. The transcript has a single exon. Lineage: Eukaryota; Haptophyta; Isochrysidales; Noelaerhabdaceae. The record is from RefSeq and is a predicted model, not a curated record. The annotation marks the transcript as partial.
AUGGGCAAGCCCAGCCGCCGCCCGGAGCGCGACCCCGAGCCGCCGCCAGCGGUACGCGAGCGUCUAGUCGCAGCCGCUGAGCAACAUGCUGCCGCGGCCAGGGCCAGCGCCGAAGCACCGGCGCCGAGGCCCCCAUGGACGCUUCGCUCCAUUCUUCCAGAGUCUCUGCUGCUGCCGUGGUGGGUGGUGCUGUUCCUGUCGGGAUACGCGCUGCUCAAGCUCGGCAUGGGCCUCGAGCACCCGUGCGGAGUCCUCGGCAUUUCCGGCAGCGUGAGUCGCGGCGCAAUCUCCAAGUCGUACCGCGCCCUCUCCAUGUGCACGCACCCGGAUAAGCUGCGCGCGAGGUCGGAGGACGACAUGAAGCGCGGCGAGCUGCUCUUCAAGCGCGCCUCCCGCGCCCGCGAGGAGCUCCUCGCCUCGAUGCGCGCGCCUGGUCCUGCCGCACCAGCCGAGGCACACCCGUCCGAGGCGGGCGGGGCGGGAGGCGAGGGCGAGGCGUCGGCCGAGGCCGCCGCGCAAGCGACGUGCUCGACGGAGCUGGACGCGGCUCUUUACCGCGGCGUCGUGGCGGUCGUGUCCUACCUACGUGAGCUCGGGCUGCGCCACAUCGGCCUCGCGGUCGGCGAGUUCCUCUGGGGCGUGGUCAGCUUUGAGCACGGCCCGACCUACACCUGCUCCCUCCUCCUCCUCCUCCUCACGCUCCUCUCCUUCGUCUGGGCGCUGGUCAGCUACCUCGUCGCCACCGGGCCGGUCACCACCCUCCUCUCCGCCGCCGCCGCCGCCGCCAUCGGCCCUCUCCCCACGCUCGCCCUCCUGCCCGCCCUCCCCUUCCUGCGCGCCGUCGACUUUGCACGUACCGACCUGAGGCGGCUCCUCGGGGGAGGAGUGCGCCCGCCCGCCGCCGCCUCCGAGCCCGCCGAGGCGGCUGCCGGGCCGCAAGCCGAAGAGAGCGACGGUGGCGAGGAGGACGAAAGCGACAAGGAGGGCGGGGAGGAGGAGCAGCGGCGGGGCGUUGGCGGCGUUGGCGGCGUUGGCGGCGCGGGUGGCGCGGGCGGCGCGGGCGGGGCGGGUGGCGCGGGCGGCGAGCCCCUGGCGGGCUCCGCUUCUCCCCACCCUGCGGGCGGCCGCCUCGCCGCGCGGUCCGACGAGCUGCCUCGCAAGGGCGGGCUGCGGCGGCGGAGACCCAGCGCGAGCGAG